GAAGAAUUUAUUCCCACACUAAAAUGAUUGCUCGCAGAAAGAGGAGAGGGGUCUCAAAUUCUCAAUUUCCCGCAGACAGAGAGGGUGUUCCCCAACUGUCGGGUCAAAAGUGCAAUGGUUAGUUGUCAGUGGACUCUCCACUCUGGUCGAACAAUUUGCGGGUCAGUCCAGUGCAACUGAGAGAUGGACUUUUCUCCGACUCGUCGGCGCAGCCGUAAACCGCCUCCGCCGAAGCUGGUGGACAUCUACUCUACCGUGGGCAACGAACGUGAGACCAAAAAUGACGCCUCAGAAACGGAUAGCUUAGACCUCUACGCCACGAUGGUCUUCAAGGACGACGUCGUCGUCGUUGAUGAUCCUAAUGACGACGAUUCACUCCCUCCGCUACUCAAACGACUCCCUAAGGACUUCGGCGGCGGCGGUCCAAUUGAGUCCGAUGCCGACUCUGAUUCUGACGAUGAGCCUGUCUCAAUUUCAGGAACAAUGAUAGUCAAGACUAGCCGCAGCUCGAUGUAUUCGAACCCCUCAUCUCCGUUCCGAAAGCCUAGCUCUGGACCAGCGUCGUAUUGGGAAAGGAGUGGGAGAAACAGUGGCCAGAGAGUUGAGGACGAUGGUGAAGAAGAGGAGGGUGGAGAAGUUGAUUUCUCGACGUUUGUGGUGAAAGAGAGGGAUUUUGAUUCGGGGACAGUUGUGACGAGGUCGAUAAAAAGUGGUAGCAAGGGUACCAGUGGAUCGUCGACUAUGAGUAGAGCUGUGGCAAGCAUGCAGGCCGUGGGGGAGAUCGGGCAUGCAAGACAGAUGAAAAGCGGAACUGGGUGGGCGCCUGAGGAGGAUUUAAGGGCUCAAGGGAGCAAGGUCUCUUCCAGCUCGAUUCCAGAGAGUAUUACCAAGGAAGACCCGUCUACCAAGUAUGAAUUGCUCCAUGAGCUUGGGAAAGGAUCAUAUGGUGCAGUGUACAAAGCGCGAGACCUGAGGACAUCAGAAAUGGUUGCAAUUAAAGUGAUAUCAUUGAGUGAAGGGGAGGAAGGAUAUGAAGAAAUUCGUGGCGAAAUAGAAAUGUUGCAGCAGUGCAGUCAUCCAAAUGUUGUUCGAUACCUUGGGAGCUACCAAGGAGAAGAGUACCUUUGGAUUGUGAUGGAGUACUGUGGGGGUGGAAGUGUUGCAGAUUUAAUGAAUGUUACCGAUGAGCCACUUGAUGAAUACCAAAUAGCAUACAUUUGCAGAGAGGCAUUGAAGGGCUUGACCUACUUGCAUUCAAUAUUUAAAGUGCACAGAGACAUUAAAGGCGGCAAUAUUUUGUUGAGUGAUCAAGGAGAGGUUAAAUUAGGCGAUUUUGGUGUUGCUGCACAGCUGACAAGAACAAUGUCCAAACGUAACACGUUUAUCGGCACUCCACAUUGGAUGGCUCCUGAAGUUAUUCAAGAAAGUCGUUAUGAUGGGAAGGUUGAUGUGUGGGCUCUCGGCGUAUCUGCAAUUGAAAUGGCAGAGGGUCUACCUCCAAGAGCAACAGUCCAUCCUAUGAGGGUACUAUUUAUGAUAUCAAUUGAGCCAGCCCCAAUGCUUGAGGAUAAAGAGAAAUGGUCUCUUGUGUUUCAUGACUUUAUUGCAAAGUGCCUUACGAAGGACCCGCGUCUUCGUCCAACUGCAGCAGAGAUGCUUAAGCAUAAAUUUAUUGAGAAAUGCAAAAGUAGAGCAUCUGUUAUGGUCCCCAAGAUUGAAAAGGCCAAGAAAAUUAGGUCGUCAAUGGCUUUGGAAGAACAAAUUAUUGUUCAAGAUCCGCCAUUACCAGGCUCAGAUCUAGCUGGCCUAAAAAUGAAUGAAGAGUUCGGGGAUACUGUCCCCUCUAAGGUAAAUGUUGCCAAUGGUGUGUUACCUGCAUUUGGUUCUCAAAGCUUGGUGGAACCUACUGGAGAAGGAGAGUAUGGGACCAUGAUAGUUCGAGAUGGAGUUGACAUAGAUAAGACUGUUACUCAAACUGCAUUUGCAAAUUCUGAGCCAUCCUCUACUCUCAGGAAUACUAGAAGUGCUUGUACUUCUGGUGACAAAGAAAGUGAACCUUGGGUACAAAAUGAGGUUAAUGUUAGCUCCCCUGUAGUGGCUCCUCAGCCUCCUGGACAUGUACAAACAACCCCUUCCCCUGCAACUUCCCCUAGUUAUGAUCAGAAGGGAUACAUUUCUCAAAGCGGAGUCCCGUUGAAGAAUGAAACUGUCAAUAGAAAAGCUUUGGAUAAGCUUUGGUCAAUAUACUCAGCUGGUAACACAGUACCGAUUCCCUUCCUGAGGGCAACUGAUAUAUCACCCAUCGCACUUUUAUCUGAAAACGUGCUUGGGGGCUGGCAACGAGAUGAUAGUGGGCAUAUAGCUGUUGAUGCAGUUCAGGAGCUCUUAACUGGAGAUGCUCAAUCAAAGAAAGGCCGAAGUAGACAAAAUGAGGUUCCACUUCCUCCGAGUUUAUACAGAAGAUUAACAUCAAGUCCCACACUAAUGAAUCUCACGCAGGCCCUGGCUUAUCACAGGAUGUGUUAUGAAGAGAUGCCUCUCCAAGAAAUGCAAGCUACCCAAGAACAGCAGACCAUUCAGAACCUUAGUGAGACACUAAGAACUAUUUUGCGGUUGUAAUCCUGAGUGUUGUAUGUUCAUUUCUAAUUUAAGAGAAAGUGUGAUGGUGUUGUAUUAUAAAAGCAGACUUUAUUCCACACUCAUGAGUCAUACCUCCUGCUAUAUAUUAUUGUUUACUUUUGCUGCUG
Cuscuta epithymum is the source of this 2747-nucleotide messenger RNA. NCBI's taxonomy places the organism in Eukaryota, Viridiplantae, Streptophyta, Magnoliopsida, Solanales, Convolvulaceae. The record is from the annotation of a GenBank genome assembly.